Trichomonas vaginalis G3 is the source of this 759-nucleotide messenger RNA. RefSeq lists its product as uncharacterized. The transcript has a single exon. The record is from RefSeq and is a predicted model, not a curated record. The coding region runs from base 1 to 759 and encodes 252 amino acids. NCBI's taxonomy places the organism in Eukaryota, Parabasalia, Trichomonadida, Trichomonadidae.
AUGAAUGCACAGAAGGCACGCGUUGCAUGUAUGUCAAAUAAGUUUAAAAACAUAAGAGAAAUAGGAGAGGAUACAUAUCAAGUGAUGCUCAAAGAUAGAUUUUAUAGAUGUGAAACAUGUUUACAAGAGGCAUUCUUUACUUUAGAUAAUGCUAAAUACUGGUAUUUGGUUUUCAUUUAUGAUUUUAUGUAUAAAUGCAUGAAUGUUAAUCGUUUUCAUUUCAUUGAAGGUGAUACUGAUUCAUCUUAUUGGGCAAUCGCUGGUGAUCCAAAUCUUCCUAACACUCAAGCAUUUCAGGCGAUUAUAACCGAUAAACAAUUUUAUGAUAAAAACAUUUUCAAAUUCGCACCUUUUAAUUUCUUCUGUUUUGAUGAGAAAUUUAAACCUAAAUUAAAGAAUAAAGUUGAAGAAAAAGCACAUGAGAAGAAGUUAUUGGGUUUAGCAAUUGAGAAACAAGGUGAUAACAUGGUUGCUUUAUGCCCCAAGUGUUAUACAUCAUUCAACGAUUCAAUUGAUGGAGGUGAUUUUAAAAAGAUUGCACAAAAAAUGAAAGGUGUUAGUUUACGACAAAAUAAACAAUUAACACCUAAAAAUUAUUUGGAUAUAAUAAAUGAUAAAGUGAUAUUUGAUGGUCAGAAUAUUAAUUUACAACUUAAAAACAGGACGAUGACUCGCUUAACAAUCGGUAAGACUGCAUUAACAGGAGCACACACUAAGGCUGUAUGUUGUGAAAAUGGAUGUUGUAUGCCAUUUAUUUAA